Prorocentrum cordatum is the source of this 1906-nucleotide messenger RNA. Lineage: Eukaryota; Dinophyceae; Prorocentrales; Prorocentraceae. The record is from the annotation of a GenBank genome assembly.
AGCCAUUUUGGCUCAAGGGGUAAGAUCACUUACCUAGCCACGCCGCGCGCCCUGAGGAAGCACGCGGGGCGCGAUGGGCCUGCUCGGCGCAUUGAUCAGGGGCCGCGGUGGCCGCCGACGUCGGGGCCGCAGCAACGGAGGGGCAGCUUGCCUGGCCAGCGCCGCCGCCGAGUGGGUCGCGCGCCCGCUCGCCGCGCACAAGCGCGACGACGGCCUCGAGGAGGACGCCGAGGCGCCGCUUCCUCGGGCACGCCGCCACAUCUGCGACCCCUGCCACGGCAUGCCAGACCGACGAUCCCUGGCGUCCGUGGAUGGCAUCCUGCUCGAGGACGACGGCGAGGCGGGCCGUGAAGGUGGAGACAGAGGCAGAGCUUCCCCUCGAAGCCGCAGGACUCGGAGCAGCAGGACGGACGAGGAGAAGCAGCUCCUGAAGAAAAUUGAGAGGCAACAGAAAGAUGCGGAUGUCACGGCCAAAGCACAGAAGAUGCGACAUCAGGAUUGGACAAAUGACAUCGAUGUGUUAGAAGGAAAUGUGUACAGUAUUGGAGCCUUCGGCGCCUUGAACAUACCGAAGGAAGAGUCUUCGUCUCGUAGCUGGAGCGGUAUCAGGUCAAGAUCCCGCCUAAUAGGUUGCUGCGUCAUCGCCAUGGUUCAGAUACUUGGCCCGCCGUGUGUCUUAUGCAGCGACCUCAGAGGUAUGUACGACUCGCGACAGGUGUGGGACCCGACGGAUCCCGCAAACAGCCUGAUCGACUGGAGGGUCAGGGGACCGACGAAGCUUCUGGGCACCUUGCUCCUGUUUCUCUUCAUCCUGAACGGGCUCUUCGUAGUCGUGCAGUGCAAAGAUACCUGGUUCAAGCUGUACAACACGUUCCAGUACCUCAAGCGCACAGCUGACUUCGAGGUCCAGGGCCAGGGAUUUCUGUACCUUGGCGCGUUCAUCGACUGCUGGACGGUCUUCUUGUGCUGCGCGGCCUGCUACAUCGUGGUGGGAACAAGUCCGACCGUGCAGGACGUGCUUUUUGACUCCUUGACCCUGCUAUUCCUGUACAACUUGGACGAGGUCGGAGGUGACCUUGGCUUCGUCGAGGAAGAUGACUGGCCAGGCGAUAGGCUCGGCUGGAGCUUCAAGCACAUGGUCAAAGUGGACUGGCAGCCCGGUGAAGAAGAAGCUGCGAAGAACUUCUGGGAGCUGAAGAGACAAGCGAAAGAGAGGAUGGCGUGCAAGAUGGGCUGCGGCAAGCCCGUGAAGAAAGGCUUCGACACCUGCUGCCGAGCCUGCGCCAGGGGAAAGGCACCCCCGCACGACCACGACUGCGGCGAUGCCGACAAGGCGGUCUCAGACGACGGGGGCUCUGGCGCAGAGGACGCAAUCGAGCCGACGGAGCAUGUGAUGCUGAGAUCGGAUUCGUAUGAAGGAGGCGAGAGGAAGGACUGGAACGUCGGAGGCUACAUCGUCCUGGCUUGGUACACGGCGACGGUGUACCUGCUGGUGGGAUGGCAUUCGUCCUGCCGCUCCUCGAGAUCUACACCCUUUUCUCCCGGCUGGCGGUCGAUAACAGGUAGCCGGCAGAUGUCCCCACGCCGGCGGCCGCCCCGUGACGGACCAGUGGCCGCUGGCCCGUGUUGCGCCCGCGGCGGGCGGGUCGCGCGGGCGCCCCGCCGUGGGCUGCAAGUAGUUGUUUAAAUUUGUGCAGUAUGCGAUGGCGUACCGCGACACGGACAACACGACCUGAAGGCUCCAGCACCCGCCCCGCGCUGGCCUUCAAGGGCCCCGCUCUCGGCGGUCUACUGCCCCCUUCUCUUUUCCUCGUUCCCCUUUUCCCAGGCUGCUCCGCUGACAACCAGAGGUUCGGUUCACGGCGCAGCACGCAACGGUCGAAUAUGUCUGCGCUGAAUAUGUCUG